GCGCGUCACGGCGGCCCGGUUCCGGGGCCGGGGGGGGGCCGGUUACAGAGAGCGGCGGGCGGAGCGCGGCUCCCUCCUGCCGCGGCGGCAGGUGGUGUGCAGCCAUGGCUAUCCUCUUCGCCGUGGUGGCCAGGGGCACGACCAUCCUCGCCAAGCAUGCCUGGUGUGGGGGAAACUUCCUGGAGGUGACAGAGCAGAUCCUGGCCAAAAUCCCAUCUGAGAACAACAAACUCACCUAUUCCCAUGGCAACUACCUGUUCCAUUACAUCUGCCAGGACAGGAUCAUUUACCUCUGCAUCACAGAUGAUGACUUUGAACGCUCCAGAGCCUUCAACUUCCUGAAUGAAAUCAAGAAGAGGUUUCAGACCACCUACGGCUCGAGAGCACAGACAGCCCUCCCCUAUGCCAUGAACAGCGAGUUCUCCAGUGUCUUGGCUGCACAGCUGAAAUACCACUCAGAGAGCAAAGGCCCUGACCAGGUGGCAGAGACACAAGCCCAGAUUGAUGAACUCAAAGGCAUCAUGGUUCGGAACAUAGACCUCGUGGCCCAGAGAGGAGAGAAGCUGGAGCUGCUGAUCGAUAAAACAGAGAACCUGGUGGAUUCGUCAGUCACUUUCAAAACCACCAGCAGGAACCUUGCCAGAGCCAUGUGUAUGAAGAACCUCAAGCUUACCAUCGUCAUCAUCAUUGUAUCCAUUGUCAUCAUCUACAUCAUCCUGUCAGCUGCCUGUGGUGGGCUUGCUUGGCCAAGCUGUGUGUAGAAGUAACUGGAGGCAGCUGGUGCUGGUCGCUUGGAGAAGAGAAUCCCAGGAGUGUGAAGAAGCAACCUACAGAAUAACUCUUAAUCUUUUCACUACUGACACCUUCUCAUCCUUUCAUCCCUCCAGGACUUCAGACUUUUUUUGCCUUAUCACCCCCACCAGGCCCAGCUGGUGGCUGCUUCCCUGCAGCUGUAACCUCAAGGAUGGGCUGGGUUCAAAUUACUUGAAGGGAUUUUUGUUGUUUCUUUUUCCCUUGUCCCAUCUCCAACCUUCUCAGCUGGAUCCAUCCAGGAGGAGGUCCUCUGAUCCAUCUGGAGGGUUAGGUGCAUGCUCCUCGGGGCGGCUUUGCACUUCCACCUGAGCGCGCAAGCGGAGAAGAGUUCUGCUGGCAGAUGUCCUGCUGCCUGUGAGGUUGGUGGUGGAGGGUGGUGCAGAGGGCUUGAGCCAAGCUGACAGUGAUGGCUGGAAAUGAAUUCCCACUUACUCCAAGUGUUGGAGAUCCAGGUCCUCCCCAUGACUGGCCUCACGUGCUUCUGUGGCACAUCAGUGGGUUGCGGUUGCAAGUGGAACGACGCUGGUAGUAUGGAGGAGAACAGCCUGGCUUAGUGCACUGUAAGAGGAAGAUGCUGCCCCUGUAGGAGACUUCUCUCUUCCUGGGGGUCCUUCUGGAGGAGUUGGGUCCCCUCAGUGUUUUGAAGUGGCUGCUCUUCAUCCUCACUUUUUCCUCAUCUCCAAGCCCCUUAAUUUGUGGCUCAGUGGAAUCAGCCCAUGAGAUGGUUAUGUAGAGUCAAGGUUGCAGUGCUGAAUCUACUUUCUCACCUGUCCUUUUUCCUCUUCCUCCUCCCCCUCUUCUUCUGGGGGUGGACUAAAAUGGAUACUAAUGAUCUCACUUGCUAAGGUGACACUGGGGGCCAAUCUAUGUGCCUGGCUUGAGGAGGUGGCAGGGGUCUGCUGCUUGUGCUGCUCUGAAGGUGGGCGUGGCAAAGGAGAGAAGGGGCAGAGGGGUGGAGUCGGUGGAUGAUCAUCUUGCAGGCUGAAGAAAGGCUCCGCCAGAGGGGGCAGCAAGACAGAAAAACCAAACCCGAGGCUAAUAACCAAAUGUGGGAGCAGGGAUGGUGGUGAGGUGCUGCUGGCAGAGGACGGGUCCUGCUUUGCCUGCUGCUGGAGGCCGUGGACACCACUUGUGUCUCAGGUCUCUCCUGGCUGUGAUUGUCCUGUACCCCUCAGGUUUCUUUC
Messenger RNA from Dryobates pubescens (Downy woodpecker), 1997 nucleotides. RefSeq names its product vesicle associated membrane protein 7 (gene VAMP7). Lineage: Eukaryota; Metazoa; Chordata; Aves; Piciformes; Picidae. Gene Ontology annotation, cellular component: SNARE complex; membrane. The record is from RefSeq and is a predicted model, not a curated record. Gene Ontology annotation, molecular function: SNAP receptor activity; SNARE binding. Bases 105 to 761 code for a protein of 218 amino acids. Gene Ontology annotation, biological process: vesicle fusion; exocytosis. The transcript has 8 exons.